Messenger RNA from Trichomycterus rosablanca, 2424 nucleotides. RefSeq names its product guanylate cyclase 1, soluble, beta 2 (gene gucy1b2). NCBI's taxonomy places the organism in Eukaryota, Metazoa, Chordata, Actinopteri, Siluriformes, Trichomycteridae. Gene Ontology annotation, molecular function: heme binding; guanylate cyclase activity. Gene Ontology annotation, biological process: cGMP biosynthetic process; response to oxygen levels. The coding region runs from base 1 to 2424 and encodes 807 amino acids. The transcript is spliced from 15 exons. The record is from RefSeq and is a predicted model, not a curated record. Gene Ontology annotation, cellular component: guanylate cyclase complex, soluble.
AUGUUUUUUGUUAGUGAAUUCCCUGAAUUUGGCUCCAUGAGGUUUCCUCAGACUAUCCCGCUCAGUAGGCCAGCUCCUUAUGAUGGAAGUAACCAUAGUGUCGAAGGCUUCCUUCUUCAAAACCAGCUCUACCUGCAGAACCUUCUAGAUCUGAAACACAAAAGAGAACAAGCAGGAGGAGUCCAUCUGCAGUCUCAACAAUCUUGUUCAGGUGAGAGUAGCUGCUACACACCAAGCGGAACUGCAGGAAUGUACGGCUUUAUUAAUACGUGCUUGAGGACUCUAGUGGUUGAGAAGUUUGGAGAAGAGACAUGGGAAAAACUAAGGUUAUCAGCAGAAGUUCAAGACACCUUUAUGACAUAUGAAAUUUACGAUGAUCUCAUCACGAGUCGUUUAGUGGAGCAGGCAUGCAAAAUGCUGGAUGUCUCUUCUGAGGUGGUGUUGAAGCUCUUUGGAGAAUACUUCUUUAGCUUCUGUAAAAUGUCUGGCUAUGACACCAUGCUGCGCACUCUUGGUGGUAAUUUGGUGGAAUUCAUUGAAAACCUUGAUGCUCUCCAUAGUUACCUUGCAUUAUCUUAUAAGGAGAUGAAUGCUCCAUCUUUCCGUGUGGAGCGAACAAAAGAUGGCAGAACUCUGCUCCACUAUUACUCAGACAGGAAAGGACUCCACCACAUUGUACCUGGCAUAAUUGAAGCAGUGGCAAAGGACUUUUUCGGCAGCAAAGUGACUAUGAGCAUCUUUGAGCAGCCGGAGGAAGAAGAGCGAACAGGAAAGAAGGAACAUGUAAUUUUCCUCAUGACACAGAUAAGUGAAGGGGUGAGGAUUGAAACUCAAGUAAAUGAAGGAAACAGGAAAGAUGAAAGUCAGGUUGAAGACAUGGCUGUGUCAGGCACCAUCCUACACUCAUUCUGCCCCAGCUACCCAAAAAGAUUGUGGAUUGAUGAACAAGCUUUCUGCAAUGCCUUUCCAUUUCAUAUUGUCUUCGACCAACACCUGAUUGUAAAACAAACUGGUGUAAACAUCCAGAAGUUUGUACCAGGGCUGCAGAAGAAAGGUAUCCACCUGGAUGAAUACUUCAGCGUGGUCCACCCUGAAGUAACAUUUAACAUCCGCAGCAUCAAGAAGUUUAUCAACAGCCAAUUUGUCCUGAAGACCAAAAGAGAGAUGCUUCCUGAAUGCUUUCAAAGCCAGUCCAUGCUUAAACUACGAGGUCAGAUGGUAUGGAUGGAAUCUCUACAGUGCAUGGUGUAUCUCUGUUCUCCUAAACUGCGCAGUCUGCAGGAGUUGGAGGAGCGUGGCUUGCACCUGGCUGACAUUGCUCAGCAUGACACAACACGCGACCUCAUCCUGCUCAAUCAGCAGCGACUAGCUGAGAUUGAGCUUUCCAACCAGCUGGAGCGCAAGAAAGAGGAACUGCGUAUCCUCUCAAGACACCUAGAAAUUGAGAAGAAAAAGACAGAGACACUACUGUAUGCCAUGUUGCCACAUCAUGUUGCCAACCAGCUUAAAGAGGGCAAGAAAGUGGAGGCAGGUGAGUUCAAGGUCUGCACUAUUCUCUUCAGUGAUGUCGUCACCUUCACAAAUAUCUGUGCAGCCUGUGAACCCAUCCAGAUAGUGAACAUGCUUAACGCCAUGUACUCAAAGUUUGACCACCUCACAAAUGUCCAUGAUGUUUACAAGGUGGAAACGAUUGGUGAUGCAUAUAUGGUCGUUGGUGGUGUGCCCAUUCCCAAGGAGACCCAUGCUGAGCGUGUGGCAAACUUUGCCUUGGGAAUGAGAAUUGCAGCCAGGGAGGUGAACAGUCCUAUCACAGGGCAGCCAAUACAGAUAAGAGUGGGUCUACACACAGGACCUGUGCUGGCUGGUGUAGUAGGUGAGAAAAUGCCUCGUUACUGUCUGUUUGGAGACACAGUUAACACAGCUUCACGUAUGGAGAGUCAUGGAGUUCCUGACCACAUACACCUGAGCCCUUCUACAUUCAGUGUUCUUAGGGCUAAACAGUUUGAGAUCCGUGAAAGGGGCGAAAUACAGGUGAAGGGAAAAGGCCUAAUGACCACCUACUUCCUACUUCAAAACCUUGAGCUCUCUGAAGACCAGAUCAUGGGCAACCAGGACAAGACUACCUGUCUUUACAGAGAUGACCAGCAGGAGGUGGCACAAACUGGAAAUGGUAGGGAACUCUAUAAAGAAGUUGAAGAAAAAAGGCGAUCAUCUGCUAAAGAACGAAGUAGCAGUUCCUCACCCCUUCCUUUAGCUGAAGACCCUUCACCUCUGCCUUCACACAAUCCUUCACCCUGCCCUCCUAAUGCUGAUGUUGCCUCUAGACCUCAUGAUGUACUUUAUUAUGUGCCAGAUUACUCAGCACCCAUGGAGAAUGGCAUUUCUUCUGUAAACAUGAACACCCGUCUCUGCACUCUGCUUUAA